This is a messenger RNA of Stylophora pistillata, 528 nucleotides long. Its product is annotated as dynein light chain Tctex-type 5-B. NCBI's taxonomy places the organism in Eukaryota, Metazoa, Cnidaria, Anthozoa, Scleractinia, Pocilloporidae. Gene Ontology annotation, molecular function: dynein intermediate chain binding. Gene Ontology annotation, cellular component: cytoplasmic dynein complex; cytoplasm. Gene Ontology annotation, biological process: microtubule-based movement. The record is from RefSeq and is a predicted model, not a curated record.
AUGGCAAGCUCUGUUAAGACCGCUUCUGUGGAAGGAACAUUGACUCGAGGUGUGCUUCGAGGAGUGUUGAAGAAAACAGGGAACAAUCAACGCCGGUCGGCGACUUUAACAAGCCAAGAAUCUUCUGUUAUGUUCUCAAUGGAAGGAGAAAAGUUAAAACUGACCUCACCAGGUUUAGAAAACUCAUUUAAAAUGAAGCCGGAUACCUUGUUUGAUUCCGAAAGAGUGCGAAGGCUGGCCGAAGACAUUUUGCAUCGUACAUUUCAUGGAAUGAAAUACGAACGAGAAAAAUGCCGACAGUUGUCGUUGAAGGCGAGUGAGGAGUUGAAAGAUAAAGUAAAGCUGGAGCUUGGUUGUGACAGGUUCAAGUUUGUUUCCAUGGUUUAUUUGGGAGCAAAGCUGAAUCAGGGAAUGAGCAUCGCUAGCCGUUGUCUGAUGGAUGAAAGAUUUGAUCGAUGUGCUACGGCCUCGUUUCAAAAUGGCUCUCUGUUUGCUGUGGCUACAAUUUACGGUAUAUAUCUGGAAUAG